AUGGCUGGACAGCCCCACCUGGACUGGAGUGUGUGUCUGCAGGCGACACCCCAGUUCUUUGGGGGUGCUUCUGCUCAGCGGGCAGCCUGUCUGUGCAGAGGGCCUGGGUCCCACUCGGAACAGCGUCACCUGUCACCGGGCUGUGGGGGUUGUGUGCGUCUCCCUGCUCUCGUCACCUGGUCCCCCAUUGGCCAGCGUGGGUCCCCUCCUCGAGGGCCACCACACAACACACUUGUCACUUGUCCUGUCCUGGGGGUGGGGGCGGUGUCCCAACUCCUUCAAGGGCCUCGACCACGGAGUUCAGAAAUGUUUCUGGGCGCUGGGAUUGUCCAGGAGCUUGUGAAAAUCACAGACUCCCGGACAGGACACCUUGGCCCACGAAGUGAGCGGCUCCGAGUGACACACGAGAGCUGGCCUUUUCCACUGGCAGUGCUGUGGCUGAGCCAGCUGGGCAUCUCCUGCACUCCAGGCUGUACUGCUUCCGUGCUUUCACCAAUGUUGGAAAAACUGAAGAUGCUUUCAGUACCAGGUUCUGAGUGUUUCAUCACUCUGCAUGGUUCUACCCCCAAAGGGCACCUCGGCAGCCCUCUGGUGGCCUGGCAACUGGCUUCUGCCCCCCUGGGAAAGGAAGGAGACAGAGCUCUGAAAGCGUCAGGUGACCUGUGA
This is a messenger RNA of Rangifer tarandus platyrhynchus (Svalbard reindeer), 666 nucleotides long. NCBI's taxonomy places the organism in Eukaryota, Metazoa, Chordata, Mammalia, Artiodactyla, Cervidae. The record is from the annotation of a GenBank genome assembly.